Messenger RNA from Mauremys reevesii (Reeves's turtle), 345 nucleotides. RefSeq names its product histone H4. The coding region runs from base 10 to 321 and encodes 103 amino acids. Gene Ontology annotation, cellular component: nucleosome. Gene Ontology annotation, biological process: nucleosome assembly. Gene Ontology annotation, molecular function: protein heterodimerization activity; structural constituent of chromatin; DNA binding. The transcript has a single exon. The record is from RefSeq and is a predicted model, not a curated record. Lineage: Eukaryota; Metazoa; Chordata; Testudines; Geoemydidae.
CGUAGCAAAAUGUCUGGUCGGGGCAAAGGCGGUAAAGGACUCGGAAAGGGAGGCGCUAAGCGCCAUCGGAAGGUGCUUCGCGAUAACAUCCAAGGUAUUACCAAACCGGCUAUUCGUCGUUUGGCUCGUCGUGGCGGUGUCAAGCGUAUUUCUGGGUUGAUCUAUGAAGAGACUCGUGGCGUGCUCAAAGUUUUCCUAGAAAACGUGAUUCGGGAUGCUGUCACUUACACUGAACAUGCCAAGCGCAAGACUGUGACAGCCAUGGACGUGGUUUACGCUCUGAAGCGCCAGGGCCGCACUCUGUACGGAUUCGGGGGCUAAGCCUCCGACUUAGCUUUAAAACCA